AUGUCUAUAGAAAUGCUAAGAAUUCAGAGUGGAGGAGCUAUCCCUACCCCCCGCCCAACCGGCCGCAGGUCGCGCAAGCCCGGCGUUGACCGAAAACCUCGCCAGGCCUACAGUGCUAAGCAGCUGGAGCGGCUAGAGGCAGAGUUCAAGGUGGACAAGUACCUGAGUGUGUCGAAGCGCCUCGAGCUGUCGCAGGCGCUCAACCUGACGGAGACGCAGAUCAAGACGUGGUUCCAGAAUCGGAGGACCAAGUGGAAGAAGCAGAUGGCCGCCCGCAUGAGGCUGGCCCAACGGCAAGGUCUUCUGCCGCCCCACCUCUAUCCGGCUCUCCCGCCCAUCCCGCCCAUUCUCGGUCCCUACUACCCGCUCACGCCGCACACUCACGCCCAUAUCGUGCCCCCGCCUCCCCUUCUUACGCCGAUGUCCCCGCCGGACCCGCCCUUCUCGUCAGCCCACGAUCCGCCCACGGCUUGA
This is a messenger RNA of Penaeus vannamei (Pacific white shrimp), 474 nucleotides long. Lineage: Eukaryota; Metazoa; Arthropoda; Malacostraca; Decapoda; Penaeidae. The record is from RefSeq and is a predicted model, not a curated record.